AGAAGAUGAUAAGCGGGCUGUACAUGGGGGAGCUGGUGCGUCUCAUCUUGGUGAAGAUGGCCAGAAAGCAGCUGCUGUUCCAGGGACAGACCACGCCACAGCUUCUUACCUCUGGAUGCUUCAGCACCAACUACAUCUACGCCAUUGAGAGCGACAAAGAUGAAGAAGGCCUGGCUAGCGCCGAGAAGGCGCUCCGCAGCCUGGGCCUGGACCCGUCUGCUGAAGACUGCGUCGCCACUCGGAGGAUUUGCCAGGUCGUUUCAACCCGGGCUGCACACCUGUGCGCCUCUACCCUGGCGGCGGUGAUGCGACAGAUCCGGGACAACAAAGCGGCCGAAAAGCUGCGCAUCACCAUCGGAGUGGACGGCUCAGUCUACAAGGGUCAUCCAGAAUUUUCCAGGAAGCUCAACAAAAUGGUGCGGCGCCUCGUGCCAGACUGCGACGUGCGCUUCCUGCAGUCGCAGCACGGCAGCGGGAAAGGCGCGGCCAUGGUGACGGCGGUGGCCUACCGACUCGCCACCCAGCACGCCGAGCGGCAGCGCGUCCUCGACACCCUGCGGCUGAGCCGCGAGCAGCUGCUGGAGGUGAAGCGGAGGCUGACGGAGGAGAUGGCACGGGGUCUGUCCAAGCAGACGCACGACCAGACCAGCGUCAAGAUGCUGCCGACGUACGUCAGGUCCACCCCGGACGGAACAGAACAAGGAGAUUUCUUGGCUUUGGAUCUUGGCGGGUCCAGUUUCCGUGUUCUUCUCGUUCGGCUGAAAAAUGAGAAGAAGCAGAAAGUGGAUAUGCACCAGAAGAUCUACAGUAUCGAUCAGGACACGCUGCAGGGCACGGGGGAGGAGCUCUUCAACUACAUUGUGUACUGCAUUGCUGACUUCCUGGACUACAGGGGGAUGAGUGGAGCGUCCUUACCUCUGGGGUUCACGUUCUCUUUCCCAUGUGAUCAAACCAAGCUGAAUGAGGGAAUCCUUCUGAAGUGGACGAAGGGCUUCAAAGCCAGCGGCUGUGAGGGGAAAGACGUCGUGAAGCUGCUGAAGGAGGCGGUCCAGCGCAAGCAGAAAUUCGACCUAAGCUUUGUGGCGGUGGUGAACGACACAGUGGGCACCAUGAUGACCUGUGCCUAUCAGGACCCCAAAUGUGAGCUGGGCCUUAUUGUAGGCACAGGGACCAACGCCUGCUACAUGGAGGAAAUGCACAACAUCGAAACGGUGGAGGGAAAUGAAGGCCGCAUGUGUGUCAACGUGGAGUGGGGAGCAUUCGGCGAAAACGGUGAACUGGACGACUUUUGCACAGAGUUUGAUUAUGCUGUCGACGAAGCCUCCAACUACCCUGGGAAGCAGAGAUAUGAGAAGAUGAUCAGUGGGAUGUACCUGGGAGAGAUAGUGAGGCAUGUGCUGAUGGAUUUCACCACCAAGGGUCUGCUGUUCAGGGGCAAACUGUCGGAGCGCCUGAAGACCAGGGGCAUCUUUGAGACCAAGUUCCUGUCACAGAUUGAAAGCGACCGGCUGGCCAUGCGUCAGGUCCGCUCCAUCCUGCAGCACCUCGGCCUCACCGGCUCCACGUGCGACGACAGCGUCCUGGUGAAGGAGGUGUGCAGCGUCGUGGGUCGCCGCGCGGCGCAGCUCUGUGGCGCCGGUUUGGCCGCUCUCGUUGACAAGAUCCGGCAGAACCGCAACCUGAACCAAAUGUCCAUCACUGUGGGAGUGGACGGUACCCUUUAUAAGACCCAUCCUCAUUUCUCGAGGAUCAUGCAGGAGACCCUGCAGGACCUGGCCCCGCAGUGCGAGGUGACGUUCCUCAAGUCGGAGGACGGCAGCGGGAAAGGAGCGGCGCUCAUCACGGCCGUGGCCUGCAGGUUGAAGAGCGAGCAGUCGCUGUGAAACCUGCAAAAACUUCUCCCUGUGGGUCAACACGCGCACUGUGUUCAGUCGGUUGUCAUUCUUUUUUCGACGUGAGCGCGUUCACACGAGAGUGUCCGCUUAACGGCGCGAGGCGAAGCUGUGACGGAGGUUCGGUCGGGCGCGAACUGAGCUCAGAAAUCACAGAUCUGCUGGUAACGAACCUGCACCUUCAGUGAGACCCGACUGUUACGAGCUCGUUGCUUUUCGUUUUUACACUCCGUCGUUGUCUUUUACUUUUAUAUUAGUUCUGUUUUUAAGUCAAGUCUGUGAAAAGUAAAACUUUUUAGCACAUUUACUGUCUGGCAAGUUUAGAAAAGCACAUUCCUGAACCAAAGAGAAGCAAACCAGUACAUUCAGCAGGUAAAUGAAGCAAUAGUUUCUUUCCUUUUUUUACAUUUUAUUUAAGUUUUAAAGCAAUUUUACUUUGUUACAGGAAACUUCAGAAAAUAUGCAAUAUUGUGAUGAAAUGUUUUUAAAAUUUAAACACUAGUCCACGCAUCAGAAACAUAAAGAUGUUUUAGAAAUUGCAGAGGCACCGUAUAACUGGAGGUAUAAAUAAUUCAAACUGUGCAGUUCUGAUUGCAGCAAGCUUAUUAUGAUGUGCUGUGAAAAAUAUCAACUCCAAAUAAAGUGAGAAAUCACCAGGGUCUAUUUUUUUUAUUAUUAUUUAUCAAUAAAACCAAGAUUACUCCAACUUGGACUCAUUUUAUUACUGGGGUGUUGAGAAUAAAGAGGACAAUCUGCACCUCCAUAAUUGGACCAAUCAGUUUAAUUUGUAGUUUUUCUCCUCACAAAGCAUAUUUUCAUUGGCUUUUUUUUUUUUUUUUUACAAAAUCAUUACCUUACAAUUGAAAACUACCCUGAAUACACAUAAUCAGACAGCUCUGAAAAUACUGUAACAUGUGAUCUUCAUUUUCACAGUUUUUCAUCCAACCAAACCCAAUAAAUCUUACUUGGCUAUGUUG
Poecilia latipinna (sailfin molly) is the source of this 2869-nucleotide messenger RNA. RefSeq names its product hexokinase-2-like. The transcript has 11 exons. Bases 6 to 1883 code for a protein of 625 amino acids. Lineage: Eukaryota; Metazoa; Chordata; Actinopteri; Cyprinodontiformes; Poeciliidae. Gene Ontology annotation, cellular component: mitochondrion; cytosol. Gene Ontology annotation, molecular function: ATP binding; glucokinase activity; fructokinase activity. The record is from RefSeq and is a predicted model, not a curated record. Gene Ontology annotation, biological process: intracellular glucose homeostasis; glycolytic process; glucose metabolic process.